This is a messenger RNA of Dichomitus squalens LYAD-421 SS1, 795 nucleotides long. Its product is annotated as aquaporin-like protein. The record is from RefSeq and is a predicted model, not a curated record. Lineage: Eukaryota; Fungi; Basidiomycota; Agaricomycetes; Polyporales; Polyporaceae. The transcript is spliced from 5 exons. Gene Ontology annotation, cellular component: plasma membrane. Gene Ontology annotation, molecular function: water channel activity. The coding region runs from base 1 to 795 and encodes 264 amino acids. Gene Ontology annotation, biological process: transmembrane transport.
AUGCGACGCCUCCUAUCUCGCCGAAAGAACGAGGCGCCUAACUCGCCAUUCCCGGACGACCCGACGUCUCGAGGAUCGUUAUGGGCUGGCAUCAAGGACGAUGUCGAGGCUGCUCUUCUGGAGUAUGUAGGCACCACCAUGUUCCUGCUGCUCGCGUACGGCGGUGUACAAGCAGCCGCGACCGAAGCAGGUGUCAGCACGACGAACUCGGUAGUCGAACGUUCCGUGACCGUCGCUCUCGCCUUUGGCAUCAGUCUCCUCGUGACCGUCUGGUUGUUCUAUCGCGUCACCGGGGGACUCUUCAACCCUGAUGUCAGCCUCGCCCUGCUCAUCGCUGGGGUCAUUGGGCCUGUGCGAUUCGUGUUCUAUUGUAUCGCGCAGCUCGUCGGUGGCAUCACUGCUGCCGCAAUCGUGUACGCGCUAACGCCUGGACCGCUGGCCUCAAACACGUUCCCUGGGCCGGGUGUCAACAAAGCGCAGGCGGUCUUCAUCGAGAUGUUCAUUACCAGCGCGCUCGUGCUGGCUGUGCUCAUGCUCGCAGUAGAGAAGCACAACUCUACGCCGUUCGCUCCGAUCGGGAUCGGACUGACGGUGUUCGUCUGCCACUUGUGGGCGGUGAUAUUCUCUGGCUGUGGGAUGAACACGGCUCGUUCUUUUGGCCCUGCCGUCGUCACGGGAUUCCCCUAUGAUACACAAUGGAUCUACUGGCUCGGUCCGUUCUUGGGCUCACUCCUCGGUUCAGCGUUCUAUAAAGCGAUGUGCAUGUACGCAACCUCCGCCUAUCCCUGCCGCUAG